Messenger RNA from Helobdella robusta, 3471 nucleotides. RefSeq lists its product as hypothetical. Gene Ontology annotation, biological process: germ-line stem cell division; transposable element silencing. NCBI's taxonomy places the organism in Eukaryota, Metazoa, Annelida, Clitellata, Rhynchobdellida, Glossiphoniidae. Gene Ontology annotation, molecular function: metal ion binding. The coding region runs from base 1 to 3471 and encodes 1156 amino acids. The record is from RefSeq and is a predicted model, not a curated record. The transcript has 26 exons.
AUGGAGAGUUUGAUUGAAAUUGUAAACCGGUUGUAUCCGGUUGUUGGCAAUGCUAUCAUACUUUAUAAUAAAGUGCCUUACAUGAAUUUUUGUAUUAAAAUGAUUUUGAACCCAGGAACAUAUGACUAUCGAUUGUCCAGUAGAGAGUCAUCGAUCAGUUCGAUAUCAUAUGAGAUUGCUAAACUUGAUUUUGAUAGGAGCAUCAAUCACAAAUUUGAAAUCAAAGAGGUAUGUGGAAUAGCUCUCGCUAAGAAGGAUGUUCCAUAUUAUAGAGUCAAAAUUGUUGAAUUUGUGAACAAGAAAAGUGAACAGUGCAAAUUUCUUGACGUGUGCUCUGCUGAUGUGGAAGUGUCAUUGAAAAAGUUGAUAAAGUUGAGUAAAGACCUGAGGAAACACCCAGCGGAGAUACAAACACUUUCAUUAUCCUGUAUUCAGCCAUGUUCGCUUCAGCUUACUGGUGAUGUUGGCGUGAGAUAUGGACCAAGUGAUUUGUAUGACAUUUCGGCUGUUUACUACGUUGAAGACCUUCUGAACAACAACAAAAUAUGGAAGGUCAUUUUCACUGGACUCGGUGGUGACCAAUACAAUUUGGAUGAUAUCAACCCAUCCCUACUGUUCUAUGCUGAUGCCCCAACAACUCCACCCAACGCAGUCAACAACAUUAGUAACAGUAGCAACAUUAAUGAUAAUUGCAGUAGUAGUCAUGUAGUCUGGACUUGUUUGAAUCGAGAUUUCGUUCAGAAAAAUUAUGCAUUUUUAAAAUCCGACAUACCCUCUAAGUGUAGAAAGUAUUUUGGGUUAGAGGAUUUAACAUCUAUCAACUGUACAUCAACAGUGAAACCAUUCCGAUCGAGCAAUCCUCUGUCAUCUAUAUACAGAAACGACGAUACCAUCUCAAUCACUGAGCCACCAUUAAAAGUAGAUGCCACUCUGAAUGCUUCCAUCUUUUCUGGUAGAGGAAGGGGAGCAAUUUUGAAGGAUUUGUUGGAAAGGAGAAGGUUGAUGAAGUCAGCAAAUCUACGCAUUUCAAAUGACGAAUCCGGGGCUAAACAUCAGAAUAGUUUACAACCAAAUGAAAAUGUAAAUAUUGUAAACGAUAUCGAAGCUACACAUGGCAACAACCUACAAAACAAUGAUCUUGUUGCUAUCAACGCCACUGACAAGCUUAAUGAUGAAGAUGAAGCUGUUGCAACAACCACAAAUACACGAUACAUGUCUGCUGAUGAAAAUCUGAGUGCAAGCAGCAAACAUGCAUCAUCAACACCUGCCAUUGCCAACGGUUUUGACACCACAGCCAACAAAAUUAAUAAAGUUAUCAAAAAGGUAGAUGAAACAACAUCAACAAAAACUAUAGUGAUCAAAACUCCACUCAAUGAGGUCACCAUCCAUGAAUGUUCUCCCGCCACAACUCUAUUCAACAACGACAGUGCAGGAGAUGGCAACAACGACAAUGUUUCAUUUGGCCGUGGUAGAGGUUUGUUCAAAUUGAAGUCGAACCUUUCUAGAAGGAUGUACAACAUCAAAUAUGACGACGAGGUGUGGGCAGCUACAGAUGAUAUAUGGAUCGAUAGCCCAAUAAAAACAUUUGCAGAGGUUGAUCUGAAAAACUCCAAGUACUACAAUAUCAUUAAGAUGGACAAAAACCUGAAAUCAAUGACUCAGCCGACAGCACUUCAGUCGUGCAUGUGGUCGGCCAUCUUGAAAUUAUUUGAUGUCUUUGGUGUUGGACCCCAGGUGCCUAGGCAUCUGCCGGAUUGCAUUGAUCAGGUUGACGUUAUCAGUGGAAAGACACCAAUAGUGAUAAUAAUAUGCCCAUCAAGUGAUGUUGUGGCCAAGGUCAGCAACCAGCUUCACUCACUUCUUGCCAAUCAGAAGCAUCUGCCUAAUUACUCAAGAAACAUCAACUUCUACUAUCUGACUCGAUCUGGCGGCGACAUCCUAGUGACUACUCCUGUGACGCUGCUCAGGGUUUUCGAUCUGGGAUUGGUGUCUUUCCAGAAUGCCUGCCAUCUGGUUUUGGAAGAGGCAGAUGUUCUGACAAAUUUGUUUGCCAAACAGAUGGACAGAAUUAUCGACUCGUACAAUCUCGUGUUGAACAGCAGACGAUGUAGGAGCAGUCUUCCUCAUCAAAUCCUCACCUACGCCCAACACUGGACCCCACAGGUUGAGCAGUUCGUUUUCAGAUAUAUGAAGUUACCUGUUGUUGCCAUAGCAAGUAAGAUGGAAGCCGUAUACGCUGGCCAAGUAGAGAUGUACCUCGACAAGUUCUUCAAAAGAGAGCGCCUGGCCAUUGGAAUCUGCACUACGACGUCAUCAGAUUGUGAGAUAGCCGAGGUCUUCAACCAGUGGAAAGCAAUUAACAUUCCCAAGAGCAGCGUGGAGGAUGAAGCAUUUCUAAAUGGAGAGAGUGAUGGAAAUAAUGACGAUGUGGGAAGUUGCAAAAGUGAUUUCAAAAUUGAAGACAAUGAAGAUUUUUCUAGUUUUGUUCUAGUGCUAUCUGAUGACGUCAUGAAAAUGAUGUUGGACGUGAGGCUGUCCGAUGCCACGAUGGUCAUCCACUUCGAUUACCCCGACCAACAGUCGAUCUUUGCUGACCGACUCUGGUGCACCAGGGAGCACUUUCAGAAGAUUUCAGAUAGGUUCAAGUAUCAAAAAAUGAAAGCACUGGAAAACCCUGAAGAACAAAAAAUGGAAAUUCCAUCAUUGAGGAGACCAAAGAGCAUACUUAUGGUGUCCAAGGAGGAAUGCGAAAGUGGUUUCAUAAAAAAUCUUUAUAAAGUCUUAAAAAGGAGUGGCUGUACGAACAUUCCAAGCUUCAUGCACCUCUCGGUGAAGUUGCUGGAGAGCGAGCAGGGUCGCAUCAACAAGAUGCCCCUCUGUGACUACUUCAAAAGCUUUGGAGAGUGCUUCAACCAAUCCUAUUGUAAACAAAGACACGUCAUCAACAAAUCAGCUGAUAUCGACAAAGAUCGUGAAUAUCAUAUCGACAUCCCUACUUCCGUUGUCGUCAAAAUGCUCAUUACAAACAUCAAGAACCCUUUCAUAUACCACGCCCACAUUUUGGAGUGGGUGGAUCCUGUAAAACAACAGCCAAUCAAACAUUCACAAGCCAAAAUUCUAGCUCUCCAAUUGGCUGAAUAUUUUGGCUGCCACAGUAACUGCGUGAAAGUUGACCCUAACAAUGUGAAGUUGAACGUUUUGUUGGCUUACAUGGAUGCCGAUGAGGUUUUUCUCAGAGUGCAAGUGAUCAGAGUGAGUCCCAAUUCAGAGGAUUACCUGCCGACAGAGGCCGUGGUCAGUUGCGUGGAUUAUGGGAGGUUGCUGCACGUUAAAGUUGACAAGUUGCUCGUCCUGCCUGACCAGUUUCAGCGUGCAGUUGAAAUCUGCCUAUGCAGGCUGAAGCCAGUUGAUCAAGAUACAACCUGGAACAGUAGAAAAAAAAACGAAAUUUUAUUUGUUUCUCAAAAUUGA